ACACAACGGCGCAUCGGGACGGGAGGACGCGGCGGUGUGGAGCUCGGAGCCCGGGAGCUGAGGAGCCGAGGAGCCGAUGUAGGCCACUCUGCACCAGGACCUGACUCCACAAGCUGCUGCUGCUGCUGCUGCCCGUCUGCACUGGUGUUUUGGAGUGGACGGAGUGGUCCAAGGCCACUCUCCCUUGCUGCUGCUACCCAUGAGAGGCAAACAGUACCAGCAACUCAAACUGGCUGCACCUCGGGAGACGGACGCCGACUAUGGGAGGAAACUCAAGACGUACCAGAACCACACGAAGAUAACCGCCCAGCCAGGGAUCGUGAUGAAAGUGCUGAGGAGAAAGAGGAUUAUUUUGUUCAUAGCUUACUUUCUGCUGCUGGUUUUGACCAUGUUGAACUUGGCCAACUACAGGUGGAGCAAGGAGCCCCAGCAGUGCAGCCACCAGACACGGAGCACUGCCUACCAGGGCCGCUCGGACAUCCGCUUCCUCUACAGACCCUCCUUGGCCAAGAAGAGGCAGCUCGUGUACGUCCUGACCACGUGGAGGUCGGGGUCAUCCUUUUUCGGUGAGCUUUUCAACCAGAACCCGGAGGUGUUCUUCCUGUACGAGCCCAUGUGGCACAUCUGGCAGAAGCUGUACCCCGGCGACGCGGUUUCUCUACAGGGGGCAGCCCGGGACAUGCUGAGCUCCCUGUAUCGUUGUGACCUCUCAGUGUUUCAGCUGUACAACAGCCCCGGGGGCAAAAACUUCACCUCCCUCGGGCUGUUCGGGGCCACCCUCAACAAGGUGAUCUGCUCGUACCCCCUCUGCUCCGCCUACAGAAAGGAGGUGGUGGGCAUGGUGGACGAUAAGGUGUGCAAGAAGUGCCCACCGCAGAGUCUACGGAUGCUGGAGGAGGAGUGCUUGAAAUACAACACCAUCGUCAUCAAAGGGGUGCGCAUAUUGGACGUCAACGUUUUGGCCCCUCUGAUGGAGGACCCCUCGCUUGACCUGAAGGUCAUCCACCUGGUGAGGGACCCAAGGGCCGUGGCGAAUUCCAGGAUCAAAUCCAGACACGGCUUGAUCCGGGAGAACCUGCAGGUGGUCAGGAGCCGCGACCCCAAACUCAGGCGGAUACCGUUCGUAGACCCCGGGCAUAAAAUGAGCAAAAAGGAUGGGGCGGACUACCACUCCAUUGGAGCUAUGGAGGUGAUUUGUGACAGGACACACAGGAGCUUGCGGACGGCGCUGAACCCGCCCGCUUGGCUGAAAGGAAAGUAUCUGGCUGUCCGUUACGAGGACCUGGUGGAGAACCCUGUCAAAGUCCUGCGCCACGUUUACCGCUUCGUUAAUCUCAGUGCCAACCACGACAUUGAGUCUUUCGCCCUCAACAUGACCAACGGCACAAACUCCUCCUCAAAGCCGUUCAUUGUGUCGUCCAGGAACGCCACCCAGGCGGCCAGCGCUUGGAGGACGCUCCUGAGCAUCCAGCAGAUCAAACAAGUGGAGGACUACUGCCACCAGGCCAUGGCCGUGCUGGGCUACGAGCGCGUACGAACGGCCACUGAGGCGAAAGACUUGAGCAAAUCCUUACUGACUGCCUCCAAACUGUGACACCGACCUCUCACCAAAGACUUGCUAAUUUGAAUGGUGUCAGUGUAGCUCGAUAGCUGUGGAAUCCAAGCUUUAUUUUGUUUCAGUGUUUUAUGGAGGGAUUUGACAUGCCUCAUAGGAAUGUACUUUAUUUUGUGGUAAUUUAAUGCUACCACGGCUUUUAUAACUGGAUUAUGGAUGUUGUUUGAUGAGCCGUCUACAAAAAAAAAACAUGACUUGAAUAUGAGAAGAGUCUUGAUAUUGUAUAAAUCACGUGUCUUGCAUUGACAACACUUCAGAAUGGAUGUUUUUAGGGUUCUUUUGAAUGUUUCAGACCCAUCCGUUAGUUUGAGUUUGUUUGCUCACUUUCAAAGUGCAAAUUGUGAAUGGAAAAUAUUGACAACAAACCGUAAAACCAAUUAACAUGCUCAUUCUAAAAGCAGGUGAUGCUGUUUAGUUAGUGCAGGAUCCUCUCAGAGACAAUCAUUAAAGUGCUCUGUAAUGCUU
This is a messenger RNA of Colossoma macropomum (tambaqui), 2080 nucleotides long. It is a transcript of the gene chst2b, whose product is annotated as carbohydrate (N-acetylglucosamine-6-O) sulfotransferase 2b. Gene Ontology annotation, cellular component: Golgi membrane. The transcript has 2 exons. The record is from RefSeq and is a predicted model, not a curated record. Gene Ontology annotation, molecular function: N-acetylglucosamine 6-O-sulfotransferase activity. Gene Ontology annotation, biological process: N-acetylglucosamine metabolic process; sulfur compound metabolic process; carbohydrate metabolic process. NCBI's taxonomy places the organism in Eukaryota, Metazoa, Chordata, Actinopteri, Characiformes, Serrasalmidae. Bases 200 to 1594 code for a protein of 464 amino acids.